Molecule: messenger RNA, 3817 nt
Organism: Lampris incognitus (smalleye Pacific opah)
Lineage: Eukaryota; Metazoa; Chordata; Actinopteri; Lampriformes; Lampridae
Product: guanine nucleotide-binding protein subunit beta-4
Exons: 10
Coding region: 350-1372 (340 amino acids)
Biological process (GO): G protein-coupled receptor signaling pathway
Cellular component (GO): cytoplasm; heterotrimeric G-protein complex
Molecular function (GO): protein binding; signaling receptor complex adaptor activity
Source: RefSeq, a predicted model, not a curated record
UUGAAGUCAAAUCCUCUGCGAGCUGCGCGACCGCGGCCGCCUCCGCAAAUCCCUUUUAAUUGCCUUAAAAGCCAUACAGCUAUUUAUUUUUGUGUUGCGCUUUAUCCCCAACUCGGGACCACGAUGGUAAUCCGAGGACGGAUUAUUUAGUGGGGUUAAGAUCGGAGUUUACAGACGGUCUACCGAAUAAAAGCCCUGUUUCAGGUGUCAGCUUGCCAGUGUGUGCGUAAGUGUGUUCGUGUGCGUGUGUGUGUGCGCACGCACACGCUGGUGUGUGUGUGUGUUUUAUUUUUUUGCCUGUUGUACAGUAUUGGAGCAGAGUGCAGCCUGAGCACAUCACAGAAGGACGAUGAGCGAGCUGGAACAGUUACGACAGGAAGCUGAGCAGCUAGGCAAUCAGAUCCGGGAUGCGAGGAAAGCCUGCAGUGACUCCACUCUGUCACAGAUCACAGCCGGUCUGGACUCGGUGGGCCGGAUACAGAUGAGGACACGGCGUACGCUCAGGGGCCACCUGGCCAAGAUCUAUGCAAUGCAUUGGGGCAGUGACUCCAGGUUACUCGUCAGCGCCUCCCAGGAUGGCAAACUGAUCAUCUGGGACAGUUACACAACAAAUAAGAUGCAUGCCAUCCCGCUGCGCUCCUCGUGGGUAAUGACGUGUGCCUACGCCCCCUCUGGCAACUACGUCGCCUGUGGAGGGCUGGACAACAUCUGCUCCAUCUACAGCCUCAAGACCCGCGAGGGAAACGUACGGGUCACCCGAGAGCUGCCCGGGCACACUGGUUAUCUGUCCUGCUGUCGUUUCUUGGAUGACAACCAGAUAGUGACCAGUUCUGGAGACACCACCUGUGCGUUGUGGGACAUCGAGACGGGCCAGCAAGCAACAACCUUCACUGGCCACACGGGCGACGUGAUGAGCUUGUCCCUGAGUCCAGACUUGAAAACCUUUGUGUCGGGUGCUUGCGACGCCUCCUCUAAGCUGUGGGAUAUACGCGAUGGAAUGUGCAGACAGUCCUUCACCGGUCACCUGUCUGACAUCAACGCUGUCGCUUUCUUUCCCAAUGGGAACGCCUUCUGUACCGGUUCAGAUGACGCCACCUGCCGACUUUUUGACCUGCGCGCUGACCAGGAGCUGAUGAUGUACAGCCAUGACAACAUCAUCUGUGGCAUCACCUCUGUGGCAUUCUCCAAAAGCGGCCGCCUGCUGCUGGCCGGCUAUGACGACUUCAACUGCAACGUCUGGGACACUCUCAAAGCUGAGCGCGCUGGCGUUCUUGCAGGUCAUGACAACAGGGUCAGCUGCCUUGGGGUGACGAAUGACGGCAUGGCCGUAGCCACCGGCUCCUGGGAUAGUUUCCUGCGGAUCUGGAACUAAACCGAUGCCAUCUCCGUUCUCUGUGCGGCCCCCAGCCACCUCCCCAACUAUCCACAGGUUGCCUCCUCCACUGCAGCCUGACCCACUGCCCCCCCCCCCCAACUCACCCAUCGACUCCAUCUUAUCGGCUGGGUGGGACUUUGAGCGGCGAACACUGUGUCAACAGAAAUCUAACUCCGCCCACUAAUCCUCCCUCUCCGCUGGAGACCCACCCAUCUGUGAGAAAGUACCACUUCUUUCUACCUUUUUAAAGGACUUUUUUUGUUUUUUUACCCACCUAUUACACUAAAACAGCAACAAAAACAGCUUUUCUGUAGUUACAAUCAUAAAAAGGCAAGAGUUAUGAAAAAAGGAGAAACGCGAGUGAUUUUUGUCCUCCUGUCAUUUAUUUCCCCCUCGCCCAGCUGUAAAUGCCCACUUGUAAAUAGAUUCAGUAUAUAUAGCAUUGUGUGUAUUCAUGCAUUAUAUAUGCAUAUAUAAUGUGUAUGUAUAUAUUUUUGUAGUUCAUUUCUCACACUUGAGGUUUUUUUUUAUUAUUAUUUUCGGGUAAUUGGUUAUUUUAGUUUUAAAUGUACAUACUUUUCACAGUAGUACAUAACACCCCAGACCUUGGUCAAAUAGUAAAUGCAAAUACUGAUUAUUUUGCUUCUUUUUUAUUAAAAACAAACAAACAUUCAGCUCAGUGUACUUGGUGGGUUGACUUUACCCCAUCAGGACAGAUUAGCUCAUAUCAGGUAAUUUUAUCACAACAAAAUUGUAUAGUGAAGUGAAGUCAAGUUUAUUUGUACAGCCCAAAUUCACAAGGUAGUCCCAAUAGGCUUAACAGUCAUACAACAUAGGACACCCUCUGUCCUUGGACCUUAAACCCAAAUGAGGAAAAACUCCACAAGAAAAACUUUUAUCAGGAAGAAAAAUAUGGGAGAAACCUCAGGAAGAGCAAGAGGAGGGGUCCCUCUUCUAGGACAGACAUACAUAUGCAACAGGUGUUAGAUGCACAAAAUAUACAAAAAUAACAGAAUUGUAAUGUAAACCAACUAAAUUUGUCUUUUGCAGACUUCCUUGUUAUUGGCUAAACUUUCUGCCAGUCUUUAUACACGGAUCAGCCAGAACAUUAAAACAGCUGAUUAUCUCUUUACAGUGGAGCCUGUCAAGUGGUGGGAGGUAUUAGGCAGCAAGUGAAGUCAGUUCUUGAAGUUGAUGUGUUGGAAGCAGGGUCCUGGGCGCCCAAAGCUCGUUGAUGCACAUGGGGAGCGAAGGCUAGCUCGUCUGGUCCAAUCACACGGAAGAACCACUGUAGCUCAAAAGGUUUAUAUUGGCUAUGAGACAGGUGUCAGGCCACACAGAGCGUCACAUCUUGCUGCAUACGCGGCUGCGUAGCUGCAGACCGGUCAGAGUGCCCAUGAUGGACUCUUUCAUGACAAUGGUAUUCCAUGAUGGCAGUGGCCUCUUUCAGUAGGAUAAUGUGCCCUGCCACACUGAAAAGAUUGUUUGGGAAUGGUUUGAGGAACAUGACAAAAGGUUCCAGGUGUUGCCUUGGCCUCCAAACUCCCCCGAUUCUCAAUCUGGUCAAGCAUCUGUGGGAUGUGCUGGAAAAACAAGUCUGAUCCAUGGAGGCCCCACCUCGCAACUUACAGGACUUAAAGGAUCUGCUGCUAACGUCUUGGUGCCAGAUACCAGAGGACACCUUCAGAAGUCUUGUGGAGUCCAUGCCUCGGCAGGUCAGAGAUGUUUCGGCGGCACAAGGGGGGCCUACACAAUAUUAAGACAGGUGAUUUUAAUGUUUUGGCUGAUUGGUGUGUAGUACUUUGUGUGUGUUAGACCCACCCAUCUGGCAUCAAAGAAGGAUUUAAAAGAAACACACGCGUAAUAUGCUAGUUCUGUUUGGCCCAAGUUUGGAUAAGUUUUCAUUUUGAUCUUACUAUCCUCAUACAUCAGUGUGUACAAGUUUGUGUGUGCGUAUGUGUUAAUGUUACAUGCCCUGGGCAUACAAUCGCAUCCUGUAACUAAAAGUUAUCAUGUGGAUGAUAGAUGUGACGGUGAUAUUUUUUACAUUCCCUGUUGGCGUUCUCCACCAGUGACUGCAGCUUUUCUUCUGUAGAAGAACAUGUCCCUCUGUUGUGGUUGUGUAUUGACAAAGCUUCUUAGCCAACAAGAUUUUCAUUUUAUUUUAUUUUUUCAUCAGUCUGUAUACAGUUUUAGCUGCAAAGAAGAAACUAGUAACACUGGCCUGGGCGUCUGGGUAGCGUGGCGGUCUAUUCCGUCGCCUACCAACACAGGGGUUGCCAGUUUGAAUCCCCGUGUUACCUCCGGCUUGGUCGGGCGUCCCUACAGACACAAUUGACUGUGUCUGCGGUUGGGAAGCCGGAUGUGGGUAUGUGUCCUGGUCGCUGCACUAGCACCUCCUCUGGUCAGUCGGGGUGCCUGUUCGGGGGGGGGGUGGGGGGU